CACAUUGCUUCCACUCAGUGUCUAGGAGGAAGGACUGGCUCUGUCCCAGACUGGGAAGGGAAUAUAAUAUGGCUUCAGAGUCAGACAGCACCCCAGUCACCCAGCAAAUAGGCAGGAAUGUGGAGUGGAGCAGUGCUGAUCUCUCCCAUACACUCCACCACCCAGAUCUAGAGAUAGCUGCAAGUUGUCUGCUGAGGGACAGGAAUGGGAAGAGCUUUGAGUUCAGAGACCUUUACAAGGAGAAGGCGGCAAUCAUAAUCUUUGUGAGGAAUUUCCUGUGCUACACUUGUAAAGAGUACGUGGAAGAUCUGGCUAAGGUUCCCAAAAGUUUUCUACAGAAAGCUGAUGUCAGACUUAUUGUUAUUGGUCAAUCCUCAUAUCUUCAUAUACAGAAUUUUUGCUCCAUAACAGGAUAUCAUCAUGAAAUAUAUGUCGAUAAUGACAGAGAAGUAUAUAGCAAGCUGGGAAUGAAAAGGGGAGAAACAUCAACUUCAUCAGCUGGGAGUCCCCAUGUCAAAUCAAACGUCAUCACUGGGAGUAUUAAAAGUAUAUGGAGAGCGAUUACAAGUCCCGCAUUUGAUUUUCAAGGUGACCCAGCACAGCAGGGUGGAGCAUUAAUAGUAGGUCCAGGUAACAGGGUCCAUUUCCUGCACCGUGACAUGAACAGAUAUGACCAUGUUCCCAUCAGUUCUCUUCUUAGAUAUGCAGGAGUACAAACAAUUCAUUUUGGUCAUCAACGGCCGAUGUUAGAAGUUUGAAGUACACAAAUGGAUAUAAUUCCACGACAAUCCAGAAGCCAUAUUUUGCUCAAAUACUAUUUUAUUUCUAAUUUACUUGUUAACUUAGCUAUUGUGGACAUUUUUAUAUAAAAUGUAUGUUUUGUACAAUUGUA
Molecule: messenger RNA, 892 nt
Organism: Rana temporaria (common frog)
Lineage: Eukaryota; Metazoa; Chordata; Amphibia; Anura; Ranidae
Gene: PRXL2C
Product: peroxiredoxin like 2C
Exons: 6
Coding region: 69-758 (229 amino acids)
Source: RefSeq, a predicted model, not a curated record